AGACGGUGCUGCCUGCAACCCUCGGCCAACCCCCGGCGACGCGGCACCAACAACGCUCCUCGCAUCCAAAGACACGGGGUAAGCCGCCCGUGAACAGGCCGAACGCGGUCCAGGAAAAGGCGGACUGCAAUCAGAACGUCGAGUGCUCCUUCGAGCAACUGUGUAAUAUGAUCAACGAUCUGGAGAAGAAUAUCGUCAACGAGAUGCCGGAAGUCGAGAAUCAUCUCCAGUUGGAACCGGAAAAGGAUAACUCCGAUCGGACCUGUGGGGGGAAUGGGACGACAUAUGAUGAUAUAAUGUCCUUUCUGACGAAGUUCGAGGAGACUGGUCCGUUAGACGAGAAGCUGGACAUGGUUGAGGUGGAUGCUGCGACGAUGCUUAGGGAGAUGCUGGAGGAGCCGCAAGGUCUAUCUUGCCUUAGCUGCGACAGCGCUAACGUCGAGGACAACUCUCCUUACACCUUCAAAGAGGACUUGGCCACAGCUCGAUUACAACUAGAAGAAAAGAACGCCACUGUAUCGUUACUCAAAGAACAAUUAAGAUCCGAGAGGAAGCUCGCCUGCGAUAAACUGGAAGCUCAGAAGAGAAACAGCGCGUGCAAACUGCAGCAACAAGAAGACAAGUACAAAGGAAUAGUAAAGAGGCAUCAGAAGUUCAUCGAGCAGCUGAUCUCCGAGAAAACCGAGCUGACUGAGAAGUGUAACUCCCUGGUGCAGCGAGUGAAGGAGAUAGAAACGAAGAUGCAGCGGGAUUUGAAGGCUGCAGCUGAGAGACAUGCGGUGGAACUGCAGAGGGCGAAGGACAGGUACGCAGCCGCUGAGAAGAUCAAACGGGAGCGAUGGAUAGAAGCUAGGACGACUAAGAUCAAGGAGAUGACGGUGAAGGGGCUGGAAUCAGAGCUGCAUAAUAUGAUGGAGCAGCAUGCAGAGGAGAUUCAGAGGCUGAGGAACGUCCACAUGAAGGAGCUGCAGGAUGUGGAACUGAGAACCAUACGUCGUUCGAAUGAACAGUUGGAACAGCUGCGAUUGGAACUGACUGCCAGUCAGGAGAGGAUGAUGACUAAUGAGAAGAACCUUCUGUGGACCAGAUAUAAAGAGAAGCUGGAAGAGCAAGAGAGUCAGUUCAAAGCCCAGCAAGGAAAACUGUUGGAAGAGCUGCAGCUGGAAAGGGAGAAUUUAAGUAAAGAACGAGGGAAAUGGGAGGCUGAGAAGGAGGCAGCUUUGGAACAGAUGCACCUUCGCUACCAGGAAGAAACAGAGCUUCUCAAGCAACGCCAUUUAAACGAGAAGAAGGUCGUCGAAGAAUCGUUGAAGAUGGAAUGGGAGGCCUGGCUAGCUGAUUACAAGAGGCAACAGAAUUUGAGGAUCGAGCAGGCUGAGAGUAAAAUUAGGGAGGAGUGUGACAAAGAGAGAGAUCGACAAAUCGAGCUUGUCAUCGAACGUUUUGAGAAACAUUCUCGAGAUGCUAAAUUGACCCUUCAACAGAAUUUCGAUCGUAAUCUUAGAUAUUGGAGGGAAAAAUUGGAGACGAGUCUGCAAGCUGCGAUCGAUGCCGAACGAUCUUCCAAGGAGAAGUUGAUCCUGACGAAGGAGAAACUGGAGAAAGUUGAAAUUCAGUUGCAACAAACGGAGAACAAGCUGCGGCAAUGCCUGUCCGAGUUGAACGACGCGAACGAGGUAAUACAGGAGCUGCGUAUGGAAAAGGAUCAGGCGAAAAAAUUGGCCAGGCAAGAAAUUGAAGGGGAGAAAAGAGAAUUAGAGGAGAAAAUCGCCUCGCUUUAUCAGGAAAUAACUCGUAUUAAUUCGAACAAAGAUGCCUCCAUGUCUCAGUUACAUAGCAGAAUUAAAUUAAUAAUGACCCAGAAAGUCCUGACGAUUAAAAAUUUAACCAAAGAGCUGGACGAUGCGAAACGACAGAGCGAACAUUUAGAGAAGUUACUGGAUCAACAGCGAAGAGAAUAUAUUUUAAAAAGUUUAUGAAAAACUGUUGUUCCAUGUACACCCUCGAGGUCCCCUUAGGGAAAAUGGCGAUCUGAGCUAGCGGAG
Messenger RNA from Osmia bicornis bicornis, 2045 nucleotides. It is a transcript of the gene dila, whose product is annotated as centrosomal protein of 131 kDa. Bases 168 to 1979 code for a protein of 603 amino acids. Gene Ontology annotation, cellular component: centriolar satellite. The record is from RefSeq and is a predicted model, not a curated record. The transcript is spliced from 11 exons. Gene Ontology annotation, biological process: cilium assembly; intraciliary transport involved in cilium assembly; regulation of centrosome duplication. NCBI's taxonomy places the organism in Eukaryota, Metazoa, Arthropoda, Insecta, Hymenoptera, Megachilidae.